This is a messenger RNA of Lynx canadensis (Canada lynx), 1017 nucleotides long. RefSeq names its product olfactory receptor 13C7-like. Gene Ontology annotation, cellular component: membrane. NCBI's taxonomy places the organism in Eukaryota, Metazoa, Chordata, Mammalia, Carnivora, Felidae. The transcript has a single exon. The record is from RefSeq and is a predicted model, not a curated record. Gene Ontology annotation, biological process: G protein-coupled receptor signaling pathway. Gene Ontology annotation, molecular function: G protein-coupled receptor activity; olfactory receptor activity. Bases 1 to 1017 code for a protein of 338 amino acids.
AUGGCAAACGAGACGGCUGUGACAGAAUACAUCUUGCUGGGGCUACACGAGCACCCUAACCUAGAGAUCGUCCUGUUUGUGCUCUGCCUGGGCAUCUACACCAUGAAUGUGCUGGGGAACUCCCUCCUCAUCGGCCUGAACAUGCUGGACCCCCGCCUGCACAGCCCCAUGUACUUCUUUCUCAGCAACCUCUCCCUCAUGGACAUCUGUGGCACAUCCUCCUUUGUGCCUCUCAUGCUGACCAACUUCCUGGAAGCCCAAAGGACCAUCUCCUUCCUUGGUUGUGCCCUGCAGAUGUACCUGACCCUGGCGCUGGGCUCCACAGAGUGCCUGCUCCUGGCUGUGAUGGCAUAUGACCGUUAUGUGGCUAUCUGCCAGCCGCUUAGGUACACAGAGAUCAUGAGUAGGUGGACGUGCCUGUGGAUGGCAGUGCUGAGCUGGGGGACAGGUUUUGCCAUUUCACUGCUGCAGUCUCUUCUCACCUGGAGCCUCCCCUUCUGCGGCCACAAUAUCAUCAAUCACUUCUUCUGUGAGAUCUUGGCAGUGCUGAAACUGUCCUGUGGGGACAUCUCUCUCAAUGCACUGCUAUUAAUCAUGGCCACGGCUGUCCUGACGCUGGCCCCACUCCUCUUCAUCUGCCUGUCCUACAUUCUCAUCCUUGCUGCCAUCCUUAGGGUGCCCUCUGCCGCAGGCCGGUGCAAAGCCUUCUCCACCUGCUCUGCCCACCUCACAGUUGUGGUGGUUUUCUACGGGACCAUCUCCUUCAUGUACUUCAAGCCCAAGGCCGAGGACCCCAACCUGGAUAAGAUUAUUGCAUUGUUCUAUGGGGUCGUGACGCCCUCACUAAACCCCAUCAUCUACAGCCUGAGGAAUGCAGAGGUGAAAUCUGCUGUCCUAGCCCUGCUCUGGGGAGACCUGCUCUCCAGGAAAUUGUCCCACCUUCCCUGUUGCUCUUCAACUGUGUCACGCAAGACAGCUAGGUCCGUCAUGGUAAUGACUUCAAAUCGCAGUGGCUGA